Molecule: messenger RNA, 4393 nt
Organism: Hemiscyllium ocellatum (epaulette shark)
Lineage: Eukaryota; Metazoa; Chordata; Chondrichthyes; Orectolobiformes; Hemiscylliidae
Gene: mtmr9
Product: myotubularin related protein 9
Exons: 10
Coding region: 39-1670 (543 amino acids)
Biological process (GO): negative regulation of autophagy
Source: RefSeq, a predicted model, not a curated record
UUCUGGUCCGGGCGCUCUGUUUUCUGGGAGGGACGACGAUGGAGUUCGCGGAAUUGAUUAAGACUCCGCGGGUGGACAAUGUGGUUCUUCACCGGCCUUUCCUGCCGCGGGUGGAGGGCACUCUGUGUCUGACCGGGCACCACCUGAUCCUCUCCUCCCGCCAGGAUAACAGUGAGGAGCUUUGGCUGCUACACAGCAACAUCGACGCCAUCGAGAAAAGGUUUGUGGGAACAUUGGGUACAAUUACAAUUAAAUGUAAGGAUCUGCGUAUCAUUCACUUGGACAUUCCUGGCAUGGAAGAAUGUUUAAAUAUCGCAAGCUCAAUUGAGGCUUUAUCUACUUUGAAUUCUACCACAUUGAUGUAUCCUUUCUUUUAUCGACCUAUGUUUGAGGUCUUGGAAGAUGGAUGGCACUCCUUCCUUCCUGAGCAUGAGUUUACUUUGCUUUCUGUGUCGACAGAUGAAUGGAGACUGAGCUAUGUUAACAAAGAUUUCACUGUUUGCCCCUCCUAUCCUCCUAUUGUCAUGGUGCCAAAGUCAACUGAUGAUGAGAUUUUGAAAAAAGUUGCUACGUUUCGUCAAGGUGGUCGCUUUCCUGUUCUCAGCUAUUAUCAUAAAAAGAAUGGAAUGGUAAUGAUGCGCAGUUCACAGCCAUUGACUGGAACCAAUGGAAGACGGUGUAAAGAUGAUGAAAAAUUGAUCAAUGCCACGCUGUGGGCAGGAAAACGUGGGUAUAUCAUUGACACUAGAUCACUUAAUGCUGCUCAACAAGCCAGAACCAAAGGAGGUGGUUUUGAACAGGAAGCACAUUACCCUCAGUGGAGACGAAUUCACAAGUCCAUAGAGAGGUAUCACAUUCUUCAGGAAAGUUUAAUUAAACUGGUAGAAGCUUCAAAUGACCAAUCCCACAACAUGGAUAGAUGGCUCAGCAAAUUGGAAGCUUCUAGCUGGCUGACCCAUGUUAAAGAGAUAUUGACCACUGCUUGUCUGGCUGCACAGUGUAUAGACAGGGAAGGUGCAUCUGUACUGGUUCAUGGUGGUGAAGGGGUUGACUCCACUUUACAAGUCACUUCUCUUGCCCACAUUAUUCUAGAUCCACAAUGCAGAACAAUUAAUGGUUUUGAGGCCUUGAUUGAACGUGAGUGGUUACAGGCUGGUCAUCCAUUCCAGCAGCGAUGUGCUCAGUCAGCCUAUUCCAAUUCUAAGCAGAAGAAUGAAGCUCCUACAUUUCUCCUCUUCCUGGAUUGCUGUUGGCAGAUCCAGCGCCAGUUCCCAUGCUCUUUUGAAUUUAAUGAACAGUUUCUAAUAGUGUUGUUUGAACAUGCUUAUGCCUCCCAAUUUGGAACGUUCUUGGGCAACAAUGAAAAUGAAAGACGAAAACUGAAACUUCAACAGAAAACUGUAUCUCUAUGGUCCUGGAUGAAUAGACCAAAAGAACUGGAGAAGUACUUCAAUCCACUAUAUGAAGCUAACAGCCUAGUUAUUUGGCCUUCAGUGGCACCACAAAGUUUGCAGCUAUGGGAAGGUGUGUUUCUCCGAUGGAACCGUUCCUUAAAAUACUUAAAUGAGGCCUGGGAUGAAAUAACUCACAUCGUUGAAUAUAAUAAGGAUCUACAGGCAAAAGUAAAUGCACUUCGACGACAGCUAGCUGAACUGCAAACAGAAGACUAAGAUUUGAAAGCCCUUGACAGCAAUCUUUGAAUCAUUACAUUUACUACAUUUAGAAGUAAUAAUUUGGAUAUGAUGUGCAUGUCUUAAACCCUGAGUACCUCUACAAUAAGACCCUUUCGAUGAAUUCUGGUUAUUGGUAACGUUCAUAAUGUAGAUGAUGUCUUGAUUGAUUUUUUGUAGAAGAGUAUUUACAGGUAUGGUUUUAAAGUAAAAUCAUUUGUGCAAACUUUGGAGCUGACCAUCCUGUGGAGUAAAUGUGGUUUGGCCUUUUUUUUGCUUAGGUUAAGUAUUGCACAGAUCAUAUGAAAAUUUCUUUGAAUUACCUUUCCUGUACACUUCACAUCAGACUGUUCUGUUUGGCUUUUUAAGCAUAUGUCAACAUAUAGCUUUAACUGGUUAGACAAUGACAUCAAAAUUGUUGAUUGUGCAAUUUAAAGCAAUUAUGAGUACUGUAAAGUCUGAAUAUUUGGGUAAGAAAAUUAUUGAUUUUAGAAUAUACCUCAUCAGUUAUUAAACUGGUUGAUGGUCCUGCACUUUGAUAGAAAUAACUUUCCUAAGAAGUUUCCUAAUUUGACUAGUAGCAGUCGAAAUUUUUUCAUAUGGAAAUAAUCCAUCUCAACCUGUUACAAACAAAGGUCACUGCAAGCACAGCCAAAUAGUUGUGUACGUCUACUCAUGCCAAAUUUCAAAAUUUAAAGCCUUAGAACACUCAACUUAACAGUCCACUUCCUGAAAUAAGAAAGAGCUCAAAUUAAAUUCUGAUUCUGUUGAGAUGUAUUUUGCAAGUAAGAUCUUUUAUUGCUACAUGUGUGAAUUGUAAAUGAUUUGUAAUUGGUUUCAGGUGAAUUUAUAACAAAGUUAAAUUAAAUGGUUCGAUCAUUUUCAUAUGUGAAGACAGUCAGCAGCCAAAAUAGCUCCUAAUCUGGAAAGCAGAUAAUGUUACAUUUUUCUAGCGCACAGUUAUUAGCAGUUUAAAAAAAUACAGAAACUAUGCCUCCUGAGAAUAUUAAACAUGGUUCAGCAAAUAAACAAGACCUCUAUAUGCAUCUAAUCUGAGAUUUUGGACUUCUAGUAUCAUUGCCUGCACCUAUUGAAGAAUAUACUUUACCUUUAUCAACCUUUGUAUUGUCUGGUUGUAACAGUGCUGUAUGAAACCCAUUUCUAUAUUUUCUUUAAAUAUAUUCAAAGGAAUUGUGACCAUAUCAAACAGAGUAUAUUUUCAAGAUCUAACGGAGCUGGAGAUUUAUUUCAUUUAAAUGUUUCUGAUUAGGAGGUUCAGUUUAAAAUGUUGCCAAUUUGUGGCUGGUAGCAAAAUAGAACAGUUUCCAGUCUUCGUUUGAAGUAGCACUUUAUAUCAUUGCAUCAGAAGAUAUUCCUGUUGAAACUUGAGCUUGCUUGCUCCUCUUGUGUUCAAGGGCAUUGUUUAUGACGUACGCUAACAUUUGAAGUGAGCUUAAGUAAAUGUCACUGAUGCUGCAGAGCAGUGUUAACAACAAGUUAAUGUCACUCACGAAUAAUCUUCAGUUAUGCAAAUGCUUGUACAGCUAUCCUAAUACUAGAUCUUUAUAUGAUCAUACCGACUUUUAAAAAGUAUUUAUAUUUCACACUACAUUUAAUUCUUUUCUUUUCAAAUGUAACAAAUGAACAAAAUUAAUGAAAUAAAAGUUUACCUUGAUGGUUUUAAAGUUUGUAUUGGAUAACACGCAACCUACAUACUUGAGGCCUUCUGAGUCAGUGAAGUAAUUGAAUGUUUCUAUUGUGCUUAAAAGAUGGAUGUCAUUAUCUGGUUUAAUCAAGUGAGUGCCUUUUACUCUUGUUCUUGCCCCCAAAUCCCACUUCACCUUGCAGAUGAGAAAAGAUUUUAUCCUCUUGUCAGCCAUUCCAUAUGUCAGAUUUUUGGGUAUACGUAUUUUUAACACCAGUCAUCUGCUCUUUAUUCCAGAGGUGGUUGUGAUUGUUGCUGGCAGAAUUUUGUGACACACCAAAUUAAUUCUUUUAACAAAGUAGGAUCACAUUCUUCAGCUAAGCUUCAUCAAAUCUAGGGUAUAGUUUGCCAAUGCUAAGGACACCUUUCUUUGAAGCAGAUAGCAUGAAUGUUAGAUUUCUGGCUUGUUGCAAAAAAAUUCUCUUUGCAUUCUACCAAGUUGUCCUUUUUUCUAUUUUCUGUGUUGUUGGUAGGGUUAGCUUGGUGUCAAUGGGAUGUAUAUGGAAGCAAGGAAUUACUUUUUCACUUUCCAUGGACUGGAAAAAAAAUUAUAUUAGAAUGUUGCGCUGUCAUAAUGCUUUGAAAAAUUAUUCUAAGCUUGGUAAUGGUGUUAAAUCAUUCUAUAUUGCAGUCAUGUGCUGUCAUUCCUUUGUGCUAAACUAUACUGCCUUCAAUCUAUUCAAUUAUGUGAACCAAAUGUUUUUGUGUAUAUUUAAAAACUAGUUAAAACUUUCCAAGAUACUCAAGUGCAUGUUUUCUUAAUUACUAUCAAAAUUGUAAACUUCAGACAGUGAAGUUCAGGAAUCAUGAGAAGUGCUGUGAGCUGCUGUAAUUCAGUAUGUGCUGUAGAAGUAGUUUAUUGCAUAUGUUGGCUUGAAUUUUGUACUUGGAAUGACACCAAACUGGAGAUUACAUGGAGCCUAUCUGCUGCAUUCAUUAGCACUUGUAUUUUGCAAAGGCACCAUGCAUUGUUCUAAAUGACUUUUUGAAAUAAUAAAUUUAAAAUUAUGUUCUUGAA